UUCCGUCGCUUGUCUUACACGAGCACGGGAGGUUGUUAUUCUAAGCACGGAAAGUUUGGGACAAACAUCGCCUCGGUGAAAGCAGAAAUGGGGACGAAUGUUUUUGGCUUUGCGAUGGGAUGAAUAAGGAAAAAAAAAAGGUUUGGCCGCAAUUCGGUAGAGUGGUGGUGUUGGGGGUUAGCGGCGAGUGGUUGUCUCCGUUCACCCACCAACCACGACCACCACCACCACCUCUGCCAACCCUACAAAUGCAGAGACGCGACUCGGAGUCACAGACCUUCUUCCUCGCGGUACCUUGUUACUCCAGCCAGCCAGCCAAUCUACCCCUCCCGGGUCACUGCGCGUCGCGUGCACUGUUGGCGUUGGUGGUUUCUUACGUUAACCCACCACUACCACCCUUCUCCGGUUCUCCCUCACUUGCCAUCCCAUUCCAUUUCCAUCCACCAAAGGCAAAUCUACAACGCACCAACCGAAUCGACUGGAGAGUAAACAAAAAGGCGGGAUCCGAUCGGACAUGCCGCCGGCAUGUAGGCGUGGGCAAAGGCAGCAGAGGAGCUGGAGCUCCCCUCUCCGGUGGCACUGAGCAGUGGCACACAUGCGCGUCCAGCGCGCUGCGUGCUCUUGCCGUCCAGGUCCAAAGGAUUACAAGAGCAGGUGCUGAGGCGCGAGGCGCAGUACUGGCAGUAGCCCGUCGUCGACCGUCGUAGUGCUGCCCUCUGUGCGCGCCUUUUGGGUGAGGCUCCUCAAAAGCAGAGGGGGAAGCGGCAGCAUCUAGCAGCGCGGCACGGCGGAGGAGGAAGGGGGGGAAGCAGGAAUCAUUCCGCUGCAAGGCUGCCGCCCGCGCCACUGCCCCCGCUUUCCGGAGCCGAUCGGGCCCGCGCGCUCCUACCCUCUCCAUUCCAGUGACCUGAGUCUCCCCUCCGUGCCCGUGUCCGCGUCGUGCGCAUUGGGGCAUUUGGGUGGCGCUGUCGUCGCCCACCACCACCGCCAGCAGCCAGCCAGCCAGCCGCCUUUGCUGAUUGGUACGGCCGGGGCGCUGGCCUUUUCCUGAGAUGCUUCCGCUGCUGCUUAUAUCCACGGUCCCGGCGUUCACGCUGCUCCUCGUCGCGCCCGCCACCAAGCCCUGCUGCAAGCUCGCGCGGGAGCUCGGCCUCCUCGCGCUCCUGCUCGCCACGGAGCUGCUGAACCACGCCACCGCCGCGGGGAGGAGGUUUCUGGGGCGGGACCGCGGAGCGAGGAUGAUGCUGAGUCCGCCCAGGCCGAAGCCGGCCGCAUUGGCGGCGCCCCCGGCCGCGGCGGGGCUCCCGCUGCUGGACCUGCCGGAGCUCGCGCUGGACCGCGUGCUGGAGGAGCUCUCGCCGGCGUCGCUCGCCGCGAUGGCGUGCGUGUGCGCCGCGCUCAGGGGCCGGUGCUCGGCCGACGCGCUGUGGGAGCGCCACCUCCGCGCCAAGUGGGGCCGCGUGCUGGGCGGCACGGCGCGGAAGGAGUGGGAGGCCGAGCUCGGCGCCAGGGCCACCCGCGCGAGCGCGCCGCGGCCGGCGCGACGCAGGAGCUGGGCGGACUCGCUGGCCUGCGCGUGGCCCUUCUCCUGGAUCGCCGGCCGCUGGCUCAAGGGGGACGCCACCCCGGCACCGGCCGCCGUUGCCGCCGAGCCAGCGCCCGCGACCGCCGCGCCACCGACGGACACGGUGGCCGCGUGGUACCGGGCUCUCGAGUGCGGCGACUUCUGGUUCCCCGCGCAGGUGUACAACCGCGAGCAGGACGGGCAUGUCGGCUUCGUGCUCUCGUGCUACGACGCGCACCUCCGCUACGACCGGCGAACCGACACCUUCACGGCGAGGUACCCGCCGCACGGCCGGAAGCCGGCCAAGGAGGAGGACGGCGUGCAGUGGAGCAGGAUCCGCGCGCCGCCGGUGAGCACGCCGGCGCACGACCUGCACGGGUCGGGCUGCCUGGGGGCGCUGCGCCCCGGCGACCACUUCGAGAUCCAGUGGCGCAAGAACAAGGACUUCCCAUACGGCUGGUGGUACGGCGUCGUGGGUCACCAGGCGUCGUGCAACGCGAACGAGCAUCUGUGGUGUCGCUGCCAUGAGGACGAUAUGAUCGUCCUGGAGUUCCAGCACUACGCCCCCGGCUCGCGGUGGAGGCAGACCACCGUGAGCAGGAAGGAUCACAGGGAGACGGGGGACGAGACCGACGGCUUCUACGGGGGCAUCAGGAAGCUGCAGACCAAGGACGAGAUCGCGACGUGGCGGCGAUUCUGGCCCGUGGAUGUCCUCAACUGAUGGAGAUCGCCAGUCCCAUUUGCAGUCGGCCUGCGCGUCUGCGUCCCAAAUAAUUCUGGACUGAACCCCUCCUCGGGUCUGAACUCUGAAGGAUCUUUUUUUGCUAGAGAUUUAUGAUGCGGGAGAUUCAGUCUGCUCAAGAUUGCUAGAAGAAGGAUAGGCUACGAACCAUGUACAGAUUUAUAUCCAGUUUUCGACUUGGCUUUGUGCUGUCGCUGUAUCCUGGUUUAUAUAUGCAACAUAAUUCCCUGGAAUGCUAAUCGCAAUCCGGCCAGCUUUAAA
Setaria italica (foxtail millet) is the source of this 2567-nucleotide messenger RNA. RefSeq names its product F-box protein At2g41170. The record is from RefSeq and is a predicted model, not a curated record. Gene Ontology annotation, molecular function: protein binding. The coding region runs from base 1053 to 2285 and encodes 410 amino acids. NCBI's taxonomy places the organism in Eukaryota, Viridiplantae, Streptophyta, Magnoliopsida, Poales, Poaceae. The transcript has 5 exons.